Messenger RNA from Ceratosolen solmsi marchali, 753 nucleotides. It is a transcript of the gene Vamp7, whose product is annotated as vesicle-associated membrane protein 7. Gene Ontology annotation, cellular component: SNARE complex; membrane. Gene Ontology annotation, molecular function: SNARE binding; SNAP receptor activity. The record is from RefSeq and is a predicted model, not a curated record. The coding region runs from base 15 to 680 and encodes 221 amino acids. The transcript has 5 exons. NCBI's taxonomy places the organism in Eukaryota, Metazoa, Arthropoda, Insecta, Hymenoptera, Agaonidae. Gene Ontology annotation, biological process: vesicle fusion; exocytosis.
AUUAGAAGACAAACAUGCCAGUUCUUUAUAGCGUUGUUGCAAGAGGACAAUCGGUGCUUGCGAAACAUGCUGCAUGUACUGGAAAUUUUGAAGAAGUCACAGAUCAGAUUCUAUCAAAAAUACCACCUCAUAAUGAUAAAAUGACAUAUUCCCAAGGACCUUACUUAUUUCACUAUAUUUGUGAAGAUCGAAUUGUUUAUAUGUGCAUCACCGAUGACGAUUUUCAAAGAUCGAGAGCAUUUAUGUUCCUGAACGAAGCUAAAAAGAGAUUCAGAACUAUGUACAGUGAUGGUGCACUAACUGCUUUACCAUAUGCUAUGAAUACUGAAUUUGGACGAAUUCUAGCAAAUGAGAUGAAACAUUACAGUGAAUCUAAAGAUCUAGAUACAAUAUCGAAAGUUCAUGGUGAGUUGGAUGAACUUAAAGAUAUAAUGGUAAAGAAUAUUGACAAUUUGGCAAUGAGAGGAGAACGCUUGGAGUUACUUGUAAAUAAAACUGAAAAUCUUACUAACAAUUCAGUUACCUUCAGAAAAUCCAGUCGUAAUCUGGCACGCUCCUUAUUUUGGAAAAAUGUUAAAAUGUAUGUUAUUCUUGGAUCUGUUUUAAUUCUUACAAUUUACGUUAUACUUGCAUUGUCUUGCGGUGGAUUAGGAUUACCAAAAUGUGUUGCGAGUAACUAAUCAAGACGAUACUGCGCUUUUAUAAUUAAUAUAGAUCAAUUCUCAUAUAUGCUGCAGAGAAUUAUGUUCAAGA